Molecule: messenger RNA, 606 nt
Organism: Lactuca sativa (garden lettuce)
Lineage: Eukaryota; Viridiplantae; Streptophyta; Magnoliopsida; Asterales; Asteraceae
Product: serine/threonine-protein kinase RIPK
Biological process (GO): protein autophosphorylation
Cellular component (GO): plasma membrane; plasmodesma
Molecular function (GO): transmembrane receptor protein tyrosine kinase activity; ATP binding
Source: RefSeq, a predicted model, not a curated record
AUGAAGAGUGCAAAUAUUUUGUUAGAUGAUAAUAUGGACACCAAAAUAUGUGAUUUUGGUUUGUCAAGAUUAGAUUCAACAAAUCAGUCAGAUACUGGUGUCGUUACAAAGGUUGCUGGUACAAGGUUUUACAUGGAUCCUGUUUGCAACAAAAAAAGUAGGCUCAUUAAAGAGUCCGACAUAUAUUCAUUUGGAGUGGUAAUGUUUGAAAUGUCUAGUGGGAUGAUGGCUUAUAUUCCAAGUCGCAUUGAAGAUUCUAAGGAACAAUAUCUGAUUGACAUCGUUCGAAGCUACUAUGACGACCAUAAAUUUGUUGACAAGUUAAUAGAUUCAGCUAUCAAAGGGCAGAUUGAUAUGAGUUCUUUUGAUAAAUUUAAUAAAAUUGCACAUGAGUGCAUUAGCUUGGACAUUUCGUUACAGAUGUGGAUAAUGUUCGUUAAAAUCAGAGAUCUUGAAAUUCAGUUGGUCAAUGAAGCUUCCAUUUUCUGGAUAUUGAAGGUGGUGUGGUGGAUGAUGAAGCCUUUUCCUGGUCAAUGCCAAACUUUGAUUGCUUCUCAAAGAUCACAAGGAGGUGGUGUAAGAUUUAGCCGUGACAAACAUUUCUAG